Messenger RNA from Neltuma alba, 1893 nucleotides. RefSeq names its product cytochrome P450 CYP82D47-like. The transcript is spliced from 2 exons. NCBI's taxonomy places the organism in Eukaryota, Viridiplantae, Streptophyta, Magnoliopsida, Fabales, Fabaceae. Gene Ontology annotation, molecular function: iron ion binding; heme binding; oxidoreductase activity, acting on paired donors, with incorporation or reduction of molecular oxygen. The record is from RefSeq and is a predicted model, not a curated record. Bases 181 to 1779 code for a protein of 532 amino acids.
AUUGCUGUUGCGGGGCGAAAAUGGAAUUCAACAACCAAAUACGGUGGACCAACUCUCUCUUUUUAUUUUCAUUUUUAUCAACAAUCAGCAUAUUAGUAGCUGCCCUGUUCUCCAUCUGCUUCAUUCAACAUUUACAACAUACCCAUACACAGCACCAGAUCCCAGAUUAUACCCACGACCAUGGACCUGACAAUCUCCAAGCAAUCAGUCACUCCCUUUACCUUCUUUGGAUUGUUGCUCUUUCUCUACCUUCUUUUCUCCAUAUCAAGAAGCCAUCGUAGAAACAACAGUACGGCUAGAAAACCACCACCGGAAGCCGGCGGUGCCUGGCCUGUGAUUGGGCACCUCCACCUUUUAGGCGGGAAAGAGCCACCGCACAUCACCUUAGGCAACAUGGUCGACAAAUACGGACCAAUCUUCACCGUAAGGCUCGGUGUUCACCCCACCUUGAUUGUGAGCAGUUGGGAGAUUGCCAAGGAACUUUUCACUGUAAACGAUAGGGUCUUUGCUAGCCGUCCCAAAUUCUUGGCUGCCGAAGUCAUGGCCUAUAACUUCAGCAUGAUCGCCUUCAGUCCCUACGGAGAUUAUUGGCGUCAGGUGCGCAAGAUCGCCACGCUGGAGGUCCUCUCCAACCAUCGCCUCGAGAUGCUCAGACACGUGAGAGAGUCCGAGGUUAAGUCAUCCAUGAAGGAAACCUACGAUCGUUGGGCAGAGUUAAACAACAGCAGCGAUCAGAAUCUAGAAGCAGCGCCUCUGUCAUGUGAGAUGAAGAAAUGGUUCGGAGACAUAAUCUUAAAUGUUGUGUUUAGAAUGGUGGUCGGAAAACGAUUUGUUGAGACCGAAGGGAAUGAAAGGAUUCGGAAAACAUUGAGGGAUUUGUUCGACCUGAGCGGAGCAUUCGUGAUAUCAGAUGCGUUGCCGUAUCUGAGGUGGCUGGAUUUGGGCGGCCAAGAAAAGGCCAUGAAGAAGACGGCAAACGAACUAGAACAAUUUAUUCAGUUUUGGUUGGAUGAACACACGCGCAAAAGGGGCUCCGGUUCAGGGCAAGCCCAGCCUAAGCACGACGACUUCAUGGAUGUGCUUCUUUCCGUUGCUGAUGAAGCUGAAAUGAUUGAUGGCCGUGACUCUAUCACUCUAAUUAAAGCCACAAGCCUGGCAAUAAUUUUAGCGGCAACAGACACAACGACAGGGACGCUAGCUUGGGCUCUGUCUUUACUUGUGAACAAUCGCGAAGUCCUAAAGAAGGCCGUAGAUGAAAUAGACGCACAAGUUGGGGGGGAGAGGCUGGCAUCAGAAUCAGACUUGAAGAACCUGCCGUAUCUGGAAGCCAUCCUGAAGGAGACGCUGCGCUUGUACCCAGCCGCACCACUCAACGUGCCGCACGAGUCUAUGGAAGAUUGCACAGUGGCAGGGUACCACAUACCCUCGGGCACCCAUCUCUUGACCAACCUCUCAAAAAUCCAUCGGGACCCACGUGUGUAUGAAGACCCAUUGGAGUUUAGGCCGGACAGAUUCCUAAACACUCACAAAGAUUUGGACUUGAGAGGGCAGCAUUUUGAACUGAUUCCCUUUGGUACAGGAAGAAGAAUGUGCCCUGGUGUCUCAUUUGCGCUCUUGAUGAUGCAACUCACACUCACCAAUUUGCUGCAUGGCUUUGAUAUUGCAACUCCUGAUAACCAACCAACAGAUAUGCGAGAACAGGUUGGGCUCACUAAUAUCAAAGCCUCGCCUCUUCGGGUCCUCCUCACGCCACGUCUCUCCCCUCAUCUUUAUGCAUAAUGGAGACAAAGAAUGGGCUAGAUCGCUUGGCCUUUAAUUUUAUCAUCUGUCUGUUUUUGCUUUUUAAUGAGCGGAGGCUUUUUAUAACUCAAGCAUUUGAUCAUCAGCAUAUAU